This is a messenger RNA of Nylanderia fulva, 4849 nucleotides long. Its product is annotated as doublesex- and mab-3-related transcription factor A2. NCBI's taxonomy places the organism in Eukaryota, Metazoa, Arthropoda, Insecta, Hymenoptera, Formicidae. Gene Ontology annotation, molecular function: RNA polymerase II cis-regulatory region sequence-specific DNA binding; protein binding; DNA-binding transcription factor activity, RNA polymerase II-specific. The record is from RefSeq and is a predicted model, not a curated record. Gene Ontology annotation, cellular component: nucleus. Gene Ontology annotation, biological process: sex differentiation; regulation of transcription by RNA polymerase II.
GGUUGUAAUAUAGGGACAGCUAAAAUUGAGCUAUGGUAGCUAAUUGUUUUUUUGGGCAAAAAGAAAAGCGAGAUCGACGAUCGAAGCACCGUUCCAUAUGAAACGUACAUCGAGAUUACGAAUUCUCUCAUUGUGCGAGGGCGAUGAGACGAGAGGGUGUGAUCAAAAAAAUAUACAGAACACACAUGCAUACACACAUACAUGCAUCAGACGACGAAAACGAAAUACACAACGCAUCGUGUGAUUGCAACAGUAGCCGAAGAAUAAAAAUAUAAGGAUCUCGAGUGAUAUUAUACGCUUCGUUGACAUAACGCAAUGCGCGUGUCUCAACGAUAUCGAAUAUCUGAUGCUGCUUUAUUAGGGAGUUUUUUGCAAUAUUCGGUAUCUCGAAUAUGGUAAACGUCGAAAAAAAUUGUCGCAACUUGACUUUUAUAUUAAUUAUUGUACCUAUAUUAUUACGUAUUAUCAUUAUAAGCAUAUUAUGAUAAAAAUUAUUAUUGUAAAUAACAAUUAUUGUGUCAAUUAUAUGCAUUGAUUAUUAUAUAUAAUCUUUAUUCUUAUUUUAAUUAUUAAUAACUCAUUGAAUUCGUAUUAAUAAAAGUGGAAUUGUCUCGCCAAAAAAAACAAAAUAAAAAAAUAAAAGCAAGAAUUCCUCAAUUUUCUCUUUAAAUAUACGAAUCAUUUGCUUCAUUAAAAUAUCGUGAAUAAAUUUCCGACAUCGAGCGUUUAGCGUAUUCCAAAUACAUUAUUGCAAAAAGUCUUCAUUAUCGUUCAACGUGAUAAUUAAAUACGUAUUUCCGGCCCGGAGCGUCGUUCGACAAGUGUGCAUUACGGAUACGCACGCAUCCUUCCUAAAUUUCUUCGCACAAAUAAACCAAGUAACGACGACAACGUUAGUGUAACUUAUGACGGACCAUAUCAAUGAAUCAUAUCAGUAAAAAAGAAAGAAAAGAAAGGAGGAUAUCCUCGAUUGUGCGUACCCGAGGCAUCAGAGAGAAAGAGAGGCGAGAUGUGAGUUUUCGACAUGUGCUUUUAAAUGCAACGAGCUCCCCUGUACAAAAGUAUCGCCACGAUUGCGAGCGAUCGUUCCUGCUGCUAAAAUUUAUGUUACAUUCGUCGAGGGAAAUUCGUACAUGCCGCUUUUAUUUUGUACAUAGCAAUCUUUUUAAACGAAGCUCUCGUUCAUUCGAAUAAUCUCACACUUGUUUAUAAUGUAAAAAAACUUUUGAAUUAAGAGAUUUAUAUAUAUUUUUUUUAAUGUCUUAUCGUCUAUAAAAUUGCAAAGUAUCGACUUAUAGCGAGAAGAUAUAAAUAAAGAAUUAAAAAGUUAUAAGUACGAAAUAUUUGCCUCGACGCACGUUUGCUUAGGCUUAAGCUUGCCAUAAGUGAUAAUUUGUUAAAGCAACUUCCUUAAUAAUCUUCGUUGAUCGCGCUACGAAACGACAUACAACGCUUUAUUGAAUCACUUCCCGCGAGCCCGAUGUAAAAUCGAAAAGUGUGAAUUAAUAAAAGUAAUAAUAGACACGAGAUAUAUAAAGGAGACACGAAUAGAGAGGAAAAUCGCGCGUGUGGAACGGAUUUAAAUGAUUAAGCAGGAGUUACUUAACGAAAAGCCUUUUAAACUGAAAAAUGCUGGGUUGAAUGAGAUAAACGAAAGAUCGAAGUAUCAUUAAUUUCAUAUAUAUAUAUAUAUAUAUUAUAAUAAUAAUAAUUUUAUUAAUAUUAUAUAAUUGCGAAAAAGAUCUGUUGUUCCUUUAAUCUCUCUUUUUCCGAGAAUAAAAUGUCAAACGUUCAUAUAAUCCAGAGUUUUAUUUAAAGAUAGAAACGAGGAUUUAUUUCGAAUUACAAGUUAUUCCACUUUAGGACCGUCUAAAGUGACAACUCUUGAUUUCUUUCGAAAUUAUUGAUUCGAAAGUUUUGUUUUUCUUUUGCGACGUCAUUGAGAUCAGAAUUACAAAGUUUGAAAGGUUUUUUUUUAGCUGCUGAGCUGGAAGAACAACCGAGUGCUCAACGACGUGAAAAAUUCUCUCACACGCAUUAAGGACACGCGAGGAAGACGAGGCGAAGCGGAAAAUCGCGCGCGUUGCCACUCUCUGUACACACGUUCCACACACACGUUUCCACACAAUUAUAUUGCGAGAGUGCACGUAGAGAAUGGCGCAAAAGGAUGUCUAAUUAUCUAUUUAAAUAAGCGACCAAUACACGCUGGAAUAAAUAGGCUUGUUAUUACGACGAAUUUGCUCAUUCAUUAUCAACCGACGAAUCGUUUACCAACUACGAACCUGUACUCGUGAGAAUUAAACGAUCUUGAUUCUUGGCAAUGCGCUUGUUUCUGUCGGAUUAUCCUAUUUAGCGUCCAUUUUUCCGUCCUUCAAUCCUCGCUUAAUUUCUGCAAAAAAAAAGAUAGAGUUAGAUUCGUGUGCAAUGAAUUAUGUGAUGGAAUAAAAUUGCUAUCAUCUUCAAAGAAUUUUAAAUUCUGUAUUCUUAAGAACAAAAAAUUUGCAUCAUGUAACACUUAACUUUUCCAAAGUUGCAUUUGUUCUGUCUGCAUAUUCGCUUGGGGUAUUUUUUCCUCACACAUUCGAUUAAUCUCCUGUUUAAUUCGCGUGUUCUCCACAUCCUCGGCGAGAUGUAACACACUGCCAAAUAAAAUAAAAUCACACAUGUAUGUACAUGUACAUCCAUACUUGCGCACACCGGCGAGUUUACUUGCGAUUACGAUACCCUGCGAUGCGAGAUCUCUUGUCUCUCGCGGUAGGAGUGGCGACAAGGGUAAACACAACGGAACCAAUCGCCGAAGAAGGGUGGUCCGGCCGAUGUUUGUCUUCUCGACUCUCUUCUCCGCUCCUGGGGAUGCUACGGAAUCGCGUGGAAGAGCCUAAACGUCCCGCACAUUCGCGGCCAAUCGAACCGAAUCGCCGCCAAGCCGGAAGAAACAAAAAUCCUGAAGUCGGCUAUUAGAUCGCUCCGCUCCUCUUUUCGCGCAGUUCCGAAUUAACAAUCGCAACAAGAACUCGCGGGCGAAAAAACGCCAUGUGUCACAGUCCUGACCUUCCUCUUCCUGUAGUUCUCGCUUGAUUUAUCCGUGUGCUCUUUCAGCCUUUCUCAAGAUAGAAAGUUGACUACCCGUAAGAGUUCUUCUAUUUUCAAACUAUUGACAGUUAAUUACAUAAGGGGGUAGAUUAUCUAAAAUUAAUUAUUCACACUUAUGUAAUUGCUGAAAGUUCCACUAUAUAUUCACGAUCAAUCUGUAUAUAUCUGUCUGUUCAAUUUUUAAUUAUUAAUUCACAAAAAAUCUCUUCUACAUGUCCAUCAAGUGCUUUUCGGAUUCAGUAAAAAGGGGCACGAGAAUUAUAGCAUAAAUAAAAACUAAUCGGGGGGAUAUUUUCUAUAUAUUUGUACGAUUCUACGACAUUCGUGUGUGAAGUACGAAAUAUAUGAACAGUCGCAAAUAAAGAUUCGUGUGGGACAUCAGCAUGCUUCGCGGCAGGAGCAAGAACAGGUCGGAGAACAACGAGAACAACGAGGGAACGGACAGUAAACAGAGGAGACCAAAGUGCGCCCGUUGCAGGAAUCAUGGUCUCAUCUCUUGGUUGCGGGGCCACAAGAGGGAAUGUCGUUAUCGGGAGUGUCUGUGCCCCAAAUGUUCGCUGAUCGCCGAACGACAACGAGUGAUGGCUGCCCAGGUUGCUCUCAAGAGACAGCAGGCUGCCGAGGACGCGAUCGCCCUUAAAAUGGCAAAGGUAGCAACCGGACAAAAACUCGAUCGACUUCCGCCGGGGAAGAUCUUCGGAAUGUCUGUGACGGAGCCAAAAUCGGUGAUGGAUGAAAAUGAAGAUACAAUUCUUGCUUCGAAGAAGCUUGACAAAAUUUCCGAGGACUCGAAGGAGCUUCCAUGCGUGUCAACCAACAACACUUCUCGUCUUCAAAAUUCUUCUGAUGACUUGGAGAACUGUUCGAAAUCCAAAAGUCUUCUCUUCGACACCAGCAAGCUGGAGGGCUCCAAACAGUCCGUUCCAGUGUCUCAGACCUCCGUGGAGACUCUCGCCCGCCUCUUUCCGAACACCAAGCUGUCGGUCUUACAACUGGUGCUGCAACGGUGUGGCCAGGAUCUGCUGAAGGCAAUCGAGUACUUUGCGAGCGACAACCUGGGCAUCGUCGAGCCAGCGAUUUCGACCGGUAUCGGUCACGCGUCCUCGGCCUUCCGACCUCCGCAGACGACGAUCGUCGACAGCGGUGCCGGGGAACAACAACAGCAACCGAUUUCCGGCACGAUGCUGGCACCGAUCUAUACCAGUCUGUCCAGAAACGUCUACGGGGACGCGGGUUACUGCCUCCUGAACAUCGUCCCGACCGCGGAGCAGUUCGCCAAGGGUACCGAUCUGCCGAUCGCGAAAACCGCGGCCGAGUCUCAGGAGGCCGUCGCGCUAAAUUUUCGUUACAACAAUUAUUUUACUCCUGGUGUGCAGCAGCAACUGCGAGACGCGCAUUUGUGCGCUCAAGUAGCAGCGGAUCGACUGUCAGCUGCUAGAUCAGCUGGCAUCCUGCAUCAUCUGCCACCAGCUGUAUUGCCGGGUAUCCCUUGUGUGCAACCGAAUUGCGCGCAGUGCAAUUACAAAUUUGCAUGAAUGCUUUUUUUCUGAAUGGGAGGACAGGAUCCGGAAAGAUACAAUCGUUGGAGAAGGAAGUCUCUUAAUGUUAAUGUUACGUUAAAGAUGGAAAAAAAUUAUAUGAAUUAAAACGUAUCAUACUUUUUUGAUCGUACUUAGAAAAUUCGUGUUUUUUUUUUAAUUAAAAAAUAAUAGUCGCAUUAAAUAGUCAUAAAAAGAGCAAAGAUACAUAUAAUUAU